AUGUCUCUCUCCAAUAAACUCUCCAUCGCCGAUGUUGAUCUCAAAGACAAGCGUGUCUUCAUCAGAGUCGACUUCAAUGUCCCGCUCGAUGGUGACAAAAAAGUCACAAACACUCAGAGAAUAGCCGGUGCAAUUCCUACCAUCAAGUAUGCCAUCGACCAUGGCGCCAAAGCCGUCAUCCUUGCCUCUCAUCUCGGCCGUCCGGACGGAAAGGCCAAUCCCAAAUAUAGCUUGAAGCCUGUCGUUCCCGAACUCGAGAAGCUUCUCGGCAAGUCGGUCACUUUCACCAAUGACUGUGUAGGCCCCGAAGUGGAAGAAACUGUCAACAAGGCCUCUGGUGGCCAAGUCAUCCUGCUCGAGAAUCUGCGUUUCCACGCUGAAGAGGAGGGCAGCAGUAAGGACGCUGAUGGUAACAAGGUCAAGUCAAGCAAGGAGGAUGUUGCCAAGUUCCGUGCUGGCCUCACUGCUCUGGCUGAUGUCUAUGUCAAUGACGCUUUCGGCACUGCCCACCGUGCACACAGCUCCAUGGUCGGUGUUGACCUACCUCAGAAAGCCGCCGGCUUCCUCGUCAAGAAGGAGCUCGACUACUUCGCCCAAGCCCUCGAGAACCCCAAGAGACCAUUCCUGGCAAUUCUUGGAGGUGCAAAGGUCACAGACAAGAUUCAACUUAUUGACAAUCUGCUGGGCAAAGUCAACAUCCUCAUCAUCACUGGUGCUAUGGCCUUCACAUUUAAGAAAACGCUCGAGGGCGUAAAGAUUGGUAACAGCUUGUUCGACCAGGCCGGUAGCGAAAAGGUCGCUGGUAUCGUAGAAAAGGCCAAGAAGAACGAUGUCAAGAUCGUCCUGCCCGUGGACUACAUCACCGCCGAUAAAUUCGGGGCCGACGCUCAAACCGGCUAUGCCACAGAUUCCGACGGCAUCCCUGAUGGCUGGCUCGGUCUCGAUGUUGGCGAGAAGAGUGUCGAGUUGUACAAAGAAGCCAUUGGCGAAGCCCAAACCAUCCUCUGGAACGGCCCACCCGGUGUUUUCGAAAUUGAGAAGUUUGCCAACGGCACCAAGAAGACUUUGGAUGCGGCUGUGGCUGCCGCAACAAGCGGUAAGGUGGUCAUCAUUGGAGGUGGUGACACUGCCACUGUGGCUGCCAAGUACGGUGUUGAGGACAAGCUGAGCCAUGUCUCCACUGGCGGUGGUGCGAGUUUGGAAUUGCUUGAAGGCAAGGACCUACCUGGUGUCUCUGCACUGUCAAGUAAGUAG
This is a messenger RNA of Exophiala bonariae, 1254 nucleotides long. RefSeq lists its product as uncharacterized. The transcript has 2 exons. The coding region runs from base 1 to 1254 and encodes 417 amino acids. Gene Ontology annotation, cellular component: cytosol. Gene Ontology annotation, molecular function: ATP binding; ADP binding; phosphoglycerate kinase activity. NCBI's taxonomy places the organism in Eukaryota, Fungi, Ascomycota, Eurotiomycetes, Chaetothyriales, Herpotrichiellaceae. The record is from RefSeq and is a predicted model, not a curated record. Gene Ontology annotation, biological process: gluconeogenesis; glycolytic process.